AUCAGGAGCCGAGCUGCGAUGCCUGGCCGGUGAUGCAAGGCUCGAUCUUUCCAGCACGCUUUUCCCUCGGGCUCCAGGCUCUCCCGCGGGUGCAGCUCGGGCUGGUUCGGGUGUGGAGCCUCGGCAGCCUCCACCCGCUCAGGACCCGGCCCUGGGAGCUGCGGAGUUGCAGUCACACUUGGAGCUUUCUUGGGGCUUUCUUGGUGUCCCGUCUCCGUCCUCCCCUCCCGCCUUGGCCGAGCCCCAGCUCCUCGCCCGGAGGAAGGGUGCACGUUGUGGGCAUCUCCCAUCCACCGAAAUCUAUGAUCAGCUCGGUGUGUGUCUCCUCCUACCGUGGACGCAAGUCUGGGAACAAACCACCCUCCAAAACAUGCCUGAAGGAAGAGAUGGGCAAAGGGGAAGAGUCGGACAAGAUCACCAUCAAUGUGGGCGGCACCCGGCAUGAGACCUACAAGAGCACCCUGCGGACUCUGCCGGGCACCCGCCUGGCCUGGCUGGCCGACCCCGACGCCCAGAGCAACUUUGACUUUGACGGCAAAAGCAACGAGUUCUUCUUCGACCGGCACCCCGGCAUCUUCUCCUACGUGCUCAACUACUACCGCACGGGGAAGCUGCACUGCCCCGCGGACAUCUGCGGGCCCCUCUUCGAGGAGGAGCUCACCUACUGGGGCAUCGACGAGACCGACGUGGAGCCCUGCUGCUGGAUGACCUACCGGCAGCACCGCGACGCCGAGGAGGCCCUGGACAUCUUUGAGAGUCCCGAGCCUGGCGGAGGGGCUGCCGGAGAGGAGGCUGAAGAGGAAGGGGGUAGGGAGAUGGCCCUGCAGCGCCUGGGCAUGGAUGACAGGCCCCCAGGGGCGGCAGGGGCGGCCGGAGGGGGUGGAUGCUGCAGGAACUGGCAGCCCAAGAUGUGGGCGCUCUUUGAGGAUCCCUACUCAUCCAAGGCGGCAAGGGUGGUUGCUUUCGCCUCGCUUUUCUUCAUCCUGGUCUCCAUCACAACCUUCUGCCUGGAGACACACGAGGCCUUCAACAUCGAUGUCAACGUGACGGAGACCCUGGUGGUGGGCAACACCACCACGGUGCUGCUGACCCACAAGGUGGAGACGGAGCCCAUCCUCACCUACAUCGAAGGGGUCUGCGUGCUGUGGUUCACCCUUGAGUUCCUGGUUCGCAUCAUCUGCUGCCCAGACAAGCUUCUCUUCAUUAAAAACCUGCUCAACAUCAUUGACUUCGUGGCCAUCUUGCCCUUCUACCUGGAGGUGGGUCUCAGUGGCCUGUCCUCCAAAGCUGCCCGGGACGUGCUGGGUUUCCUGCGGGUCGUUCGCUCCGUGCGCAUCCUGCGGAUCUUCAAGCUGACGCGGCACUUUGUGGGUCUGCGCGUGCUGGGCCACACUCUGCGGGCCAGCACCAACGAAUUCCUGCUCCUCAUCAUCUUCCUCGCCUUGGGGGUCUUGAUUUUCGCCACCAUGAUCUACUAUGCCGAGCGGAUCGGAGCCAAGACGUCCGACCCCACCGGGAGCGACCACACUCACUUUAAGAACAUCCCCAUCGGCUUCUGGUGGGCCGUGGUCACCAUGACCACCCUGGGCUAUGGUGAUAUGUACCCCAAAACCUGGUCGGGGAUGGUAGUGGGCGCCCUGUGCGCGCUGGCCGGGGUGCUGACCAUCGCCAUGCCCGUGCCUGUCAUCGUCAAUAACUUUGGGAUGUAUUAUUCCUUGGCCAUGGCCAAGCAGAAGCUGCCAAAGAAGAAGAAAAAGCAUAUACCCCGUCCAGCCCCGAUGGACUCACCCACCUACGGCAAAUCCGAGGAGAACUCGCCCCGGAACAGCACCCAGAGCGACACUUGCCCACUGGCAGUGGAGGAGGGGGUGACUGAGAGGAAACGGUCAGACUCCAAGCAGAACGGGGAGGCCAACGUGGUGCUGUCGGACGAGGAGCAGCCGCUGUCGCCGGUGGACGAGGAGCAGCGGCCGAUGCGGCGCUCCAGCACCCGGGACAAGAACAAGAAAUCCUCCACGUGCUUCCUGCUGGCCACGGGGGACUUCUCCUGUGCAGCAGAUGGAGGCAUCCAGAAAGAUUCCUGCCAGGACACCCUCGCUUCCAGUUACCCCCAGGGUGAGGUGGUCACCUUCUCCUGAGCCCCAGCUGGCUGCAGGCACUGCCCUGGCCAGGGAUGCCUUCCCCAAGGGAUGCCCUCCCCAGGGUGGAAGGAGGCUCUCCCUGGGGCCAGGGGAUGCUCUUCCUAAGGCUGAAGGAUGUAUUCCCCCAGGGAUGCCCUCCCCAAUGUCCAGGGAUGC
Camarhynchus parvulus is the source of this 2297-nucleotide messenger RNA. RefSeq names its product potassium voltage-gated channel subfamily C member 4 (gene KCNC4). The record is from RefSeq and is a predicted model, not a curated record. Lineage: Eukaryota; Metazoa; Chordata; Aves; Passeriformes; Thraupidae. Gene Ontology annotation, molecular function: protein binding; delayed rectifier potassium channel activity. Gene Ontology annotation, cellular component: neuronal cell body membrane; axon; dendrite membrane. The transcript is spliced from 5 exons. Gene Ontology annotation, biological process: protein homooligomerization; potassium ion transmembrane transport. The coding region runs from base 33 to 2138 and encodes 701 amino acids.